AUCAUAUGUUCGGACCAAAUUUCUAAAUUUGUUUACUAAUUAUAUAAGUCUUACUUGACGUUACUGACGCGGUGACGUAAAAUAACUAAUGGAAAAUUGCAUAGUGAAUGAAAGCAUUAAUAAUGAUUUUCUUUCGCAGUCUUAUUCCGAAGGUAUUGAAAGAAUUACGGGAACGAAAGGCAGUAUUUUUAAUUUUCAAAUACCGGUAGAACUUUUGGAAGUUCGAAAGAAAACUUGGGACAAUUUGUUGAAUAAAUAUUCCAAUGAGAUGUCUGAUGAUAUAGAGCUAAAUGUUAAUACUUUAGAACCUGAAGAAGAUAAAGAAGAAAAAGUAGUUAGCGAGGAAGAAUAUAAUUGUGGACAGAGAGUACCUAUGCGUAAACCAGCAACUUGCAUACAGUAUUGGAUAAAUACUGGUAAUCCACCCUAUAAGACGCUCCUAGAUGAAAACGAAUUAUCUGAAGCUGGUUCGUCUCUAAGCGAAAAAGAAAUUGCAUUAGUAUCUCCGGUCACAAAUGCAGAUAAGCAAAAAUGCAAAAAUGACUCAUCUUGCAGUUCUGUAGAUACUGCGGCUUACAUUCUAUCAAACGCAAAUAUUACAAAGAAAGCGGAUACUAUAGCUAUUAUAAAAGGUGCAAAAUGUGCCGAGGUUAAAUCGCACAAAAAGGAAGUUGCUGUUAAAGAUAUAGAGGUUCCAUCCAAUGAUAAGAUUAAAUAUGUGGAAACCACCAGAAUCAAUCGUGCGAUAACGCACAACAACAGUGACAAUGUUAAUGUUGAUAUUCUAGAUACGGAACUGUAUCCAGUAUCAACAGAAUGUAUGACAGCAGAAGUAUGUGGUAAGGUGGCCGCUGGCACCUUAGUAGCUUCUAAUGCAAUACAAUCUAAUGUGUAUUCGCAGAGUUUAUCUUGUGAAGAAACAGAUAAAACAGAGUUUAAUACCAGUCAAAGAAAUUUAAAUGUACAAACUAUAGAUAAUAUUGCAUCCAUUUUUCGGCGAUUUGAUAAAACGUCGAAACGAUUGAUCGUAAACGAUAAAAAUAAUGAUGUGUCAGAUUUAGAUCGAAAUAAAGUGCUAGAGAUGGAUUUUCACGAGAAGCAAGUGUCAGAAAAUGUUGCGCAUAAAAUUAUUGCAAAAAACACAAGUUUGACAACUCUUCAUCGUAAGAAAUUAUAUACAGGUAGGGAUUCCCCUGUAGACCUAAUACUAACCGAAACACAUGGUGCAAAUAGAUUAUCUGGAACAAAACAAAGUUUACAUCCUGCUUUAGAUCUUGAUGGUACAAUUAAGGGAGAACCAUUUUUAACUCGUAAAGGCAAAAAUAAACAUUCAUUUUCUGCUAAAAGGAACCUUGGCUCUAAGAAAAUCAAGGAAAAAGGAAGAAGAGAACUCAAUUGUAUUUCCAGUGAAAUUAUUACAGAGAUUAGUAACAAGGAUAGAAAUGACAACAAGGUUCAAGAUAAUACUAUUGACAGCUCUUUCAAGAAUUCAUCAGACUUCCAUGAUAAUUCGAAUAAACAAGAUGACAUUCCGUUUCGAGAAUACAAUGACACAAAUAUUUCUGUGAGAAAUGAAGACUUUAGAAAACAAAAUUUAGCAUCUCUUAAUCUAAAGCCAGUUGUACUUUUAGAGCAGAUUCAGUCUUUUAAUCGAUGUAAACUCGACGAGAAUACUCAUAUCGCACAAAAAGAAGAUGUAUGCAACAGAAAUUUAAAUAAAUCCAAAAAGUUAUAUUCUUGCAAGAUUAAAAAUCUGGAAUCAAAAACAAUAGACAGCGACGGAAGUACCAUUCUUAUUUGCCAAUGUAAUGCAUCGCAAUGUGUUUCGUCUUUGAGUGAUUGCUCUCUCGAUUUGAAACUGGACAUUGAAGACGACUUUUCUACCUCGAAUGCAGAAAAGAAAGAUGACAAACUAUCAAAUUUGAAAAAUACAGAUGUGAGUCACAAUAAGGCAUUAAAUGUGGAAGAAUUGCUACAGCUAUCAAAGAAAAAUUAUUCAAAUGCAACGAUGGAAUCGGAAAUUUCAAAUAAAACUAACGCCAUUUGGCAAAAUGUGUUAUCAAAUAAAUCUAAAACGUAUUCCUAUUUAUACGGAAGAAACGAUAACAUAAAACUGCGAGAAAUUAAAAUUGUAUUGGAACGAUUGCCAUUAUCAGUAAAAAAUUGUACAAGUACAAUGACGGAAAUGCAAGUCUUCAAUAAAAAUAAUGAUGCUGUUUGGGAAAAAGAAACGUCAAAUAAAUCUGAAAUACAUUUUUCUAAUCUAUAUGGAACAACUGAGAAAAAUAAUAUAAAACUUGGAGAAAUCAGAGUUGUAUUGGAACGAUUGCCAUUAUCAAUAAAAAAUUGUACAAAUACAAUGACAGAAAUGCAAGUCUUAAAUAAAAAUAAUGCUGUUUGGGAAAAAGGAACAUCAAAUAAAUCUAAAACGCAUUUUUCUAAUUUAUAUGGAACAACUGAGAAAGAUAAUAUAAAACUUCAAGAAAUCAGAGUUUUAUUGGAACGAUUACCUGCGAAUAUAUGCUUUAAGGAAAACAGCAAUGUUAUAAAUAUAAAUAUUUUUCCUAAUAAAAAAAUUUCCCAGAAUACAGGACUGCAAACUAACCAUAAUCGAGAAUCUAAAAUUAGGAAAAUUUCUAAAAGUUUGGCUUGUAAAAAUGAAGUAGCUGUUCCAUCAAUUUGUAAUAAUUAUUCAUCGAAGAUGAAUAUCAAAUCCAAGAAAGAUAACGAUAAAAUAAAUGAUACAUACGAUAUUGUCACACAGCGUGGAAGUCAAGUUUUUGAUAAGAUAGAGUCAAAGUUUACAUUUCAGCAUAAAACAUUUCAACACAAAAAUUUUAGUAAAGCAAGUCAAGAUGACCGUAGUAAAUAUUCAAUUUUAACAUUUACAUCAUCGGAUGAAGAUGAUUUUGCUCAAUCGAUACAACAUCCCAGAAAAAGGUCAAAAGUAUCAGCUGAGGAUAUAUUAAGCAAAUCAAAUAUCGCCGAGAAAGAUUUGUAUGAUCAGAACAAGUUGGUUAUUAGCAAUAAAGACAAAUAUAGUUAUAGUAGAAACUUAAGUACGGUAAUUCGUUCGUCAGAAAAGACUGUACAAAGAGACAUUGGCUCGAUAAAAAAGAAGAAAAAACAUAGUGAUGAUACGCAGACGGGAACUACCUCUUUAGAGUUACUUAGAAAUGAAGGAUUUGUGUUUUUCUCAAGUGAAAAUGACAACGGUAAUACUGCUGAUAAUUCAAAUAAAGCUAAGGAAAAAAUUUCGUUCUUUGAUAGUAAGGAAAACAUAAGUAAUAACAGUCUAAGGCAUUCAAAUGGAGCGAUAAAAAAAAAUGGGAUAGAUUGUAAGGAUAAUGCCCCCGUUAUGUUCUUUCAAACAAAAACAUUUGACACAAACUCUUCAGAUUCUGAAGAAAGCAAUAGUUAUACUUCAUCUACUUGUAAAGUGUUAACUAGUUCUUCUACUCACAAUAGAUUGCGAUGUCACGAUAGUAUCAAUUCGGAAGAAAUCUUUAAUGAUUCUAUUGCAAGGAAGUACAGUAAAAGACAUUUAGGCUUAUUGAAUUCUUCUCUUGAAAAGCAUAGUCGAACGCACAAUGUAAAAACUAAAUUUAAAUCAAUCGACAAAGAAGCCAAAACGAAUAAACAACUAGCUAAUAAAAAAUCUAAUAGCGAUAUUAAGUCGAGAAUCAGUGAUAUGAGGAAAGAUGCAUCUUUCUCUUCUCUUAUAAGUGAUAUACCAGUCACAUCUGUGCAAAAAACAACAUUAUCAAAUACUUUGAGAAUACUUGAAACUAAUUUAUCGAAAAAUAAAGAUAUCUCGGAAAAAUCUAAAAAUUCAGUAGCUAUUCAGCAGGGUGUCAUUACAUCUACGGUAAGAAAAUUGUUAACAUUUCAAACGAAAAGUUAUUACGAUUCUUCCGAUUCAAGCGAAACUAUGUAGCUUUCAAAAACUACGUUGUGAGAAACUCGCGCGAUAUACUUAUAUCAAAUAUAUGGAGAAUGUA
Molecule: messenger RNA, 4001 nt
Organism: Mycetomoellerius zeteki
Lineage: Eukaryota; Metazoa; Arthropoda; Insecta; Hymenoptera; Formicidae
Exons: 3
Coding region: 89-3937 (1282 amino acids)
Source: RefSeq, a predicted model, not a curated record